AAUCAUGGAAAAUCCCACACUCACACUCUCUCACACAGUCACACACAUGCCAUUUGUUGCAAAAUGAAUGAUGAUUAGAUUUAUGAUGGUCUAUAUAUAUGGUUCUAGAUAGAUCUAAUAAUCACACUUCAUCUUGCAAAAAUAUAAUUCACACAAGGGACUUUAAACAUGGGUGUUCUAAGCAUGAAGGGAGGAGAUGGAGAACACAGUUAUGCUAAUAAUUCCGAGGGACAGGUACGUAUUGCCUCCACUAUUUGUAUGACAUAUCUAAAUUUUGCUACAUAUGAACCAUAAGCUCUUUGACUGAAAAAAAGAACCAUAAGUUCCGGGGAAAAAGGAAAAAAGAAAAAGAAAAUCUAUAUAUAUAUCAAUAUACCAGUAGAUUAAAUUAACAAUUUUCUGAUCAAUACGUGUGUGUUUUUGUCUCUCUAUUUUGGCAUUUUGGCUUCUUAGAAACGUCUUGCUUCUGAUGCAAAACCGGUGGUGGUAGAAACCGUAAAAGAAAUGAUAGUGAAAACAGAUUUUCCUGGUUGUAUAAAAGUGGCCGACUUAGGAUGUUCUUCCGGGGAAAACACGUUAUUGGUCAUGUCCGAAAUAGUCAACACGAUCAUUACAUCAUACCAACAAAAAGGCAAAAACUUACCAGAGAUCAAUUGUUGUUUGAACGAUCUCCCAGACAACGAUUUCAACACUACUUUCAAGUUGGUCCCUGCCUUCCACAAGUUGCUGAAGAUGGAUGUUAAAGGGAAAUGCUUCAUCUCAGGAGUCCCAGGCUCAUUCUACUCAAGACUUUUCCCUAGCAAGUCUCUCCAUUUUGUUCAUUCAUCUCUUUGUCUACAUUGGCUUUCCAAAGUUCCUGAUGGGCUUGAAGAUAACAAGAAGAAUGUGUACCUUAGAAGUCCAUGCCCUCCAAAUGUGUACAAGAGUUAUUUGACUCAGUUCAAGAAUGAUUUCUCUUUGUUUCUGAGACUGCGUGCGGAUGAGACUGUGCCAAAUGGACGUAUGGCUCUUACUUUCGUGGGCAGAAAAUCUUUGGAUCCUUUAUCUAAAGAUUGUUUCCAAAAUUGGUCGUCGAUAUCUGAUUCCCUCCUCGACUUGGUUUCUGAGGGUAUUGUGAAGGAAUCGGAUGUAGAUUCUUUUAACUUGCCAUUCUACAAUCCUGACGAGAGUGAGGUGAGGGAAGUUAUCGAAAGCGAGGGCUCGUUCAAAAUCAGCAAUUUUGAGACAAUCUUUGGUCUUCUCUUUUCAUACAAAACUGGUCGUACUGAAGUGAAAGAUGAUGAUGAUAAUUUGGACCAAUCAUGUCGAUUUGAAGUCAUUCGAAAGAGGGCAAGCAUCAUAAGAUCCAUUACUGAACCAAUGCUUGGUGCUCAUUUUGGAGACGCCAUUAUGGAUCGUCUGUUCGAGAGGUAUACAUACCAUCUUGCCGAGCGUUACGAUACUUUGCGCAACAAACCAACUGUUCAGUUCUUCGUUUCCUUGACAAGGAAGUAACAAACCUAUGAGGAGACAGUAAGUGAAGCAAAAAACAUUAUAUUAUGAAUAAAUCAUUUCCUUAAUUUUCUCUUAUUUGGUAUUUUGAAAUAAUUACAGUGGUGAUUUGUUCCUUGUUGGUCUGGCAAAAGUUCAUGUUUGUUUGUAGGAACAUUUGUUACAUCUUCUUUAUUUAAGGAAAAAAAAACAAAGGCAAAUUCGCUUAAAAAAGUUGGCCAACAAACAAAGCCAAUUUAAUGAAAAUGUAUUCUCAUGAUUGUAAUUUGAGUGAUAUAUAUAUAUAUAAUGUUUGUGUGUGGUUUUUAUA
This is a messenger RNA of Arabidopsis thaliana (thale cress), 1801 nucleotides long. RefSeq names its product S-adenosyl-L-methionine-dependent methyltransferases superfamily protein. Gene Ontology annotation, molecular function: methyltransferase activity. Lineage: Eukaryota; Viridiplantae; Streptophyta; Magnoliopsida; Brassicales; Brassicaceae. The coding region runs from base 505 to 1494 and encodes 329 amino acids. The transcript has 3 exons. The record is from RefSeq and is marked reviewed.